Molecule: messenger RNA, 667 nt
Organism: Priapulus caudatus
Lineage: Eukaryota; Metazoa; Priapulida; Priapulimorpha; Priapulimorphida; Priapulidae
Product: importin-5-like
Biological process (GO): protein import into nucleus
Cellular component (GO): nucleus; cytoplasm
Molecular function (GO): nuclear import signal receptor activity
Source: RefSeq, a predicted model, not a curated record
GCAGACGUGCUUGCCGCACGGUCGUCGUAGCGCGCUGCCCGCGACUGCUGCAGAACCCGGACUGGCGCUACCGGCACGCGGCGCUGAUGGCCAUCUCGGCCGUCGGCGAGGGAAGCACAGAGCAGAUCGAGGCGGCUGCUGCCAACAUCAUGGAGGGCGUGCUGCCGUUCCUGCAGGACCCGCAUCCACGAGUGCGUUAUGCAGCGUGCAACGCCAUCGGUCAAAUGUCAACCGACUUCGCUCCAAUCUUUGAAAAGAAGUUCCACGAUAAGGUGAUACCUGGCUUGCUGAUGGUGAUGGACGACCAUGCGAAUCCACGCGUGCAAGCUCACGCCGGUGCCGCCCUCGUUAACUUCGCCGAAGACUGUCCCAAGACGAUCCUAGCUGCCUACCUAGACACCAUUAUGAGUAAAUUAGAGUUCAUCCUCACAACGAAAUUCAAAGAGUUGGUCGAGACAGGUACAAAGUUGGUGUUGGAGCAGGUGGUAACGACUAUAGCAGCGGUGGCUGACACGUGCGAAGAGAAGUUUGUGUGCUAUUACGACAGGUAGCGUAGAAUAUUGCAACUUUCACUGACUAUAUGCGUAAUGUUACAGACCAUUUAUUCUCGACACGACAGAUGUGUGUUGCUAAUUCAGUACGCAAUAAUGGAAAUAAGUUGGUUUCU